CCCACAUAUAAGAAAUUGAUUCCCAACAAUAAACGAUCCUGAAACACGAAUUGCAACUACAUCUUGACUGUGGGCCCGACACUGUAGUUUUUCUACAACAUGCACAAGCUUUUCUGGUGGCCACUCCCCAGCUAGCGUACUUCGAAUAUUUGAUAAUGUUGUAAAUAUAUCAUUUGGCCCGACAGAUUCUUUUCCACAAAAACUGCAAUCAUAAAACAAAGGGAUAACUGUCAACUUUUCUUUCUGAUUAUUCACUUUUGCACAACAAUUAUAAGAAAAAAUGUUAUAUAAACUUACAGGUUUUACCCCAAAUUACAAUCCUAACAGAUUUUCCAAGAUAUUAUGGGCUCGAAUGUCAUAAGUUUGAUGUCUCAAUUUUACUCGGCAUUUACAUUAAGAAUAAAGAUACGCAGAGCUUCGGAGUCCAGUUGGGAAAUGGAAAACAUGCACAAUCAUUUGGUAAAUAGUCUGAGUUACCAGCCAAUUUGGACCACUUACAAUCUUAUUGGAAUGCUACUUGUUUCCCACUUUCCCACUUGGGCGGAGUGGGCAUCAUUUUUGGCUUGGCUUGGCUUGGCUCAAGACUUGAGGGAUGUCACUGCUAAUUUUGCUGAGAAGAUCGUGAAACUCAAGGACUCAAGUUGGACAACCAAUUGGUUCAACUGGCAGCUUGAAUGACUAUCAUACUACAGAUUAUGAAACAAGUGAAAUAUCUUUGGCUCAACAAACUCAGUUAACAUUCUUGCAAACACACUGCCAAGUUUUUGGAAAACCACAAGACCUUCCCCCAUCGUGGAUACAUGAAGGGUGGAAUAUCUCCAGUUAAUGUUAAGAUAUGGCAUAGUCAGAAAGACAAAGUUGAACGGUUAGUGGAAGAAAUUCUGACCACAGGUGUUAUACAACCUAGUUUCAGACCACUUUUUAAGCCCAUUUCUCUUGGUUGUGAAAAAGGAUGGGAGUUGGAAGUUUUGUGUUGACUACCAUGAAUUGAUCAAAGCUAUAGUACCGAAUAAAAAUGCCCAAUACCGGUCAUACAAGAGAUAUUGGAUGAGCUCUAUGCCAUUCAGAUUGAUUAACACGCCUGCAACCAAUAAGAAAUUAUGAACAGCAUCUUUUGUCCAUACCUUUGGUGAUUUGUCCUGGUAUUUUUUGAUGACAUACUUGCACUUUUUUGUUUUCUUACUUGUAUACUCCCUUUAUAUUUUAAAAG
Molecule: messenger RNA, 1210 nt
Organism: Cuscuta europaea
Lineage: Eukaryota; Viridiplantae; Streptophyta; Magnoliopsida; Solanales; Convolvulaceae
Source: the annotation of a GenBank genome assembly